This is a messenger RNA of Colletotrichum acutatum, 1211 nucleotides long. RefSeq lists its product as uncharacterized. NCBI's taxonomy places the organism in Eukaryota, Fungi, Ascomycota, Sordariomycetes, Glomerellales, Glomerellaceae. The record is from RefSeq and is a predicted model, not a curated record. The transcript has a single exon. Bases 50 to 814 code for a protein of 254 amino acids.
AAAUAAAGAGGAACGGGCAUCCCAUUCUGUUCCUGUCUUACUUGCUUUCAUGGAGAGUGGUGAUUCAGGAAGGCGUGCACUUUCCCAAGUCGUGGUUCUGAGACUUUCAUUUCGCCGCCGACUGCUUUCCUUCUGCGCAUUCUCAGCUGUACGGGAUACGUACUUGACGAUCCGCGACCGCCUUCAGACCGCCGAGAGCAGACGGCGUUUCGUCGUGGAAUUUCUCCUUCUUCGACACUUUUCGAGUCUCGCAUUUCCAGUAACGGAGAAUACCAAUCGACACACCGAAUACACCGUACACCGAGGUCGAAAGCGGCGAUUCUCUCUACGAAAUACUACUUUUAGUAGACCAACCGACCAACCGACCAACCGACCAACCGACCAGGCGAUACGUUCGACGAUGGCGGCGAACAGAGUGGCUUGCACCGCGGCCAGGUCGCUGGGAGCACCGAAGAGUCAGGCUGCCGCGAGCCAAGUGCGAAUGAUGAGCAGCGCAGGCAGAUCAAAUGGUACGUCGCAAUGUUGGGCGAAUUGUCUUUCCACUGCCUUCAAGAAAUUCUGUUUGCUCCAGGUUGGUGUUUGUUACCCAGCCCUGUCCCCAAGCCAAGCACUAUUCCUGUCAUUCAUGAGAGUGAGAGGUUGGUGCAGCUCGAAGCUAUCCCAAGCUCGCUUUUCCAGCACCGCUCAAACGGGACAGCUCCCGUCCAAGCUACCUUACGCUUUCCUACCCCACCUGUUUUGCUCGCCAGCUUACACCGCACGCCACGCCUCUUUAUUCGCCAUCCUUCACCGAACAAACGGACAAGGCACUUGAUCAUUUCCUCUCAAGUUCGAUCAAGCAUCUUUGAGUCCCACGUGGACCCCCACACUUUCCAUUCUCUUGCGGCAUAAGCAACUGGAUUUUCUCAUCAAGGCGUCGAGGACUCGGAAAUACCCUGGCGGGAGAAUCCGUAGAAGCUCUAGCCUCUAGGCGCGCUGACCGGCUUCCCCCUUGUCCUGCCGUCACCGGUUUCGGACACAGGCCUUUGAGGCAAACCCGCGCCAAACACGGCCGGGUCUGAUCCACGUCUUCGUCUACGACUCACCAGCAAGUGCUCGGCUGGCGUCCCGCACUGGAGGGGGGCAAACACAGCCCGUCAUGGAAGCCAUCCCGCGGCAGCACAGAAACGAUGCCACGCAGGGUCAUGUCUCGUGCCCCCGAGGUCACAGUA